CAUUUCCAUAUAAGGUAUGAGACUGACAGUUGUCCGACCCCGCCCCAUUCUGUUUGCUGCAGCGAGGUGUACUUGGCAACCGCCGUACCUCCUGUUGUCAUGGCAACGCAACUGCUGAGAGCGAAAACUUCUUCCUGACAGUUUAACCGAGCCCGAACUGCCCGGUUUGUCCCAGUUCAACCCGGUUUGUCCCAGUUUAUCCGUUUGGUUUCAGCCCGUUCAGAUGAAGAAGCGGCCCCGGUUCUUCACCCCCGCGGAGGUGGCCUCUCACUUCACGGCGGGCGACCUGUGGGUGUCCUUCCUGGGCAAAGUGUGCGACCUGACCCCGCUGAUGAAGCAGCACUCAGGUGACGUGCUGCUGCUGCCCAUCAUGGAGUGUGCUGGGAAGGACAUCAGCAGCUGGUUCGACCCAAAAACCAGAGACAUCCUGAGGUUUGUGGACCCUGUGACGUGCUGCGAGCGGUACUACACCCCCAGGGGGCGCUUCGUGCACACGCCGCCCAGCGGGCCGAGCUCCGACUGGGACACGGACCUGGGCCAGCCCUGGUGGAAGGAACGCCGCUACGAGGUGGGGCUGCUGUCGGCCAAGACGCGCUGGAUCCGCGUGGUCAACACGCUGACGUCACAGGAGCAGCUGCUGGAGGUGUGCUCGGAGGAGACCCUGGAGGAGAUCCUGCAGCGCUACCUGCGCCACAACGCCCACGCCAACAGCUACACCUGGAAGUACCACGGAGUCGUCCUGGACAUGCAGAAGACGCUGAGCAAUAACGGCGUCACGGAUGACGACCAGGAGCUGGAGCAGCUCAGGAUGGACCGCGACCUCUUCGUCCCCGCUAUCCUGCUCUACUUCAACGACGACCUCACCGAGGGAUGACCUCAUCGCUGUGACAUCACAUUAAACUUCCUGCUGCUGCACCUGGCAGGUCCUGUCAUCUCAACCUCCAGGCCUUCCAGGGCCGGCCCCAGGCUCUCUGGGGCCCAGGCAGAUUUUAAUCUGGCCCCAGACCAGCAUGUUCACACCAGAUGCUCCAUCACUCCUCACACCAUGCAGCUAACCUGCUACUGUUAGCAUCAUCCAUGAUUAGCUGACAUCAUAACGGUGUUGGUGUUAGCAUAAUGCACUGCAAAAACACUCAAUAAAAAGCUUUUUAGUUUGA
Molecule: messenger RNA, 1157 nt
Organism: Xiphophorus maculatus (southern platyfish)
Lineage: Eukaryota; Metazoa; Chordata; Actinopteri; Cyprinodontiformes; Poeciliidae
Product: cytochrome b5 domain-containing protein 1
Exons: 4
Coding region: 224-874 (216 amino acids)
Source: RefSeq, a predicted model, not a curated record